AUGGCACCAGGCAGCGGCAGCUUCACCGCGAUCCCCACCAUUGACCUCUCCCUCGCCGACGACCCCGCGUCGGAGGCCGGGCUCCUCGAGCAGCUCCGCCACGCGCUCGUCCACGUCGGCUUCCUCUACGUCGUGAACCACGGCGUGCGCAAGGCAACCGUCUCGGCCGUCGUCGAGGCCCUGCCGAGGCUGUUCGCUCUGCCGGCGGCGGCGAAACAAGAGAUCGCGCUAGAGAACUCCCCGCACUUCCUGGGGUACAGCGGAGACGGCGCCGAAACGACGGCGGGGGCGGUCGACCGCAGGGAGCAGGUCGAGUUCGCGACGCAGCUCACGGACCAGUGGCGCCCGGGGCUGCCGUUGCGGGAGCGCCUGAGGGGCCCGAACCAGUGGCCGUCAGCGUACCCGAAUCUCCGCCCGAUCGUCGAGGCAUACAUAUCGGAGAUGACGCUCCUGGGCGAGCGCUUCCUCCGUCUGGUGGCGAAGGCGCUCUCGCUCCCGCCCGAGACCUUCCUCCCCUUCCUCUCGGACCAGCACCGCCUCAAGCUCGUGCGCUACCCCGCCCUACCCCCGGAUCUCGAUACGGCGAGCGGCGGCAGCCAGGGCGUCGGCCCGCACAAGGACUCGUCGGGGUGGUGGACGUUCCUGCUGCAGGCUUCCCCCCCGCACGUCGGGGGGCUGCAGGCCCUGAACAGGGACGGCGGGUGGGUCGACGUGCCCGCGCUGCCGGGUUCGUUCGUCGUAAAUAUAGGGCAGGCGUUUGAGGUGGUGACGAGCGGGGUGUGCAGAGCCACGACGCACCGCGUGCUCUCCGGCCCGCUGGAGCGGUUCAGCGUCCCGUUCUUCCAGGGCGUGAGGCGGGACCUGACAAAGGACGAGGCGGCGGGCUCAUUCUGGGGGCAUUCCAGCAGGCCCGAGAUCCGGGAGCUGGCGGCGGCGGCGGCGGCGGAGUCGGCCGAGGGGAGGGGCGUGGACUCGGCCUUUCUUCAGGGGAAGUAUGAUACCUGGGGCGAGAGCCAGCUCAGGACGAAUAUCAGGAGCCACAGAGACGUGGGGAAGAAGUUCUAUCCCGAGGUCUUUGAUCAGUAUGUCAACGACGAUCAGUAG
Messenger RNA from Colletotrichum graminicola M1.001, 1104 nucleotides. Its product is annotated as 2OG-Fe(II) oxygenase superfamily protein. The coding region runs from base 1 to 1104 and encodes 367 amino acids. The record is from RefSeq and is a predicted model, not a curated record. The transcript is spliced from 2 exons. NCBI's taxonomy places the organism in Eukaryota, Fungi, Ascomycota, Sordariomycetes, Glomerellales, Glomerellaceae.